Messenger RNA from Phalaenopsis equestris, 2092 nucleotides. RefSeq names its product pre-mRNA-processing factor 19-like. The transcript has 18 exons. Gene Ontology annotation, biological process: protein ubiquitination; DNA repair; mRNA splicing, via spliceosome. The record is from RefSeq and is a predicted model, not a curated record. The coding region runs from base 150 to 1733 and encodes 527 amino acids. Lineage: Eukaryota; Viridiplantae; Streptophyta; Magnoliopsida; Asparagales; Orchidaceae. Gene Ontology annotation, molecular function: protein binding; ubiquitin protein ligase activity. Gene Ontology annotation, cellular component: Prp19 complex; cytoplasm; U2-type catalytic step 1 spliceosome.
UGUUUUUGUUUUUGUUUUUUAUCUUCAUAAACCCUAGUUUUCUCUCCACAGCUCUGCUUUUCUUUUCUCGCCAACUUCGAAAACCUCAGGUCCCGCUCGUCAUUCUACGGCGCCACAGCGGAGUGAAGGAACCCUAGAAGGCGGCUGCCAUGAUCUGCGCGAUUUCCGGCGAAGUGCCGGAGGAUCCAGUAAUAUCCAAGAAGUCGGGGCUUCUGUAUGAGCGCAGGCUGAUCGAGCGCCAUAUUGCUGAUUAUGGAAAGUGUCCUGUUACAAAGGAAGAGCUUGGGAUGGAUGAUAUCUUACCUGUGAAGACUAAUAAGGUAGUGAAGCCUCGACCCUUGCAGGCGGCAAGCAUCCCAGGAUUGCUAGGCAUGUUUCAAAAUGAAUGGGAUGCUUUGAUGCUAUCUAAUUUUGCAUUGGAACAGCAGUUGCAUACCGCGAGGCAAGAACUUAGUCAUGCCUUGUAUCAGCAUGAUGCUGCCUGCCGUGUAAUAGCAAGAUUAAAAAAGGAAAGGGAUGAGGCAAGGGUACUUUUAGCUCAAGCUGAGAGACAAAUUCCUUUAUCAACCGCUGUUACAGCUAAUGACAAUGCCAUUGUUAGCAAUGGGAAAAGAGCUGCAGAGGAUGAAUUUGGUCCUGAUGGGAAAAGAGUUCGUCCUGGUAUUACUUCUACCAUUAUUAGUGAACUGACAGAGUGUAAUGCUAUGCUCUCAGGACAUAGGAAAAAGCGUCAGGUUCCUCCAACAUUGGCAUCCAUUGAUGAUUUGGAAAAAUAUACCCAAGUAUCUAGCCAUCCCCUUCAUAGGACUAACAAGCCAGGCAUUCUCACUGUGGAUAUCCAUCCUUCGAAGGAUAUCAUUGCAACAGGAGGAGUUGAUACAAAUGCGGUAAUUUUUGAUCGUUCUUCAGGUCAGAUACUAUGUACGCUAACUGGACACUCCAAAAAGAUAACGAGUGUCAAAUUUGUGCCAAAGGAUGAGCUUUUUGUGACAGCAUCUGGAGACAAGACUGUUCGUGUUUGGCAAGGGACUGACGAUGGGAAUUACAGUUGCAAACACGUCCUGAAGGACCAUACCUCUGAUGUCCAAUCAGUGACGAUCCACGCUACUCAUAAAUACUGUGUCACAGCUUCUUUGGACAACACUUGGUGUUUCUAUGAUCUUGCUUCAGGAACUUGCUUAACCCAGGUUGGCGAACCGUCUGGACAGGAAGGUUAUACUUCUGCUGCUUUCCAUCCUGAUGGACUUAUCCUUGGAACUGGAACUUCUGAUGCCCUAGUCAGGAUUUGGGAUGUGAAAUCUCAGUCAAAUGUUGCCAAAUUUGAUGGACACAUGGGAUCUGUAACAGCGAUUUCAUUUUCCGAAAAUGGUUAUUUCCUUGCGACGGCAGCCCUUGAUGGUGUUAAGCUUUGGGAUCUUAGGAAAUUGAAGAAUUUCAGAUCGUUUGCUCCUUAUGAUGCAAAUACUCCAACAAAUGCCGUUGAGUUUGACUAUAGUGGGAAUUAUCUUGCUAUUGCGGGCUCCGAUGUAAGGGUUUACCAAGUUGCAAAUGUAAAGUUGGAGUGGAAUCUCAUCAAGUCUUUCCCUGAUUUGUCAGGAACAGGUAAAGUUACAUGCGUCAAAUUUGGAGCGGAUGCCAAGUACUUGGCUGUUGGCUCCAUGGACCGAAACCUCCGGAUCUUCAGUCUCCCAGAAAAUGAACCAGAAGAGCUCAGAUCUAUGGACGAGGAAUGAAGGAUCGAAAAUACAUCCAGCGGCAAAAAUGCAUCAAGUUCAGCUUUGCAUCAGUUCUGAGAUAAUAAAUGGAGAUCCAAAGGAUUGGUGAGUAAAUUAUUGACAGCUCAACUGUUAUUAUAAUUCCUGUCGCUUUGUUCCUUAUUGCCUUCCAAGCAGUGGAUAGUGAUGGGAGGAUUUUUUAUUGGGAUGGAUAAUUUUUCCUUCUGUCAAGUUUUUGUAUUAUAGUCUGUAGCACACAUUGCGUUAAUUUCAUAAUUUUAUUUUGGAUUCUUCAUAAAGCUUGAUGUUAUAUUGUACUUGAAGAAACAAUGGAGAAAUUAGAUUUAAUUUUUUGUGAAAAUUACAUGCAUAGCAUA